Cylicocyclus nassatus is the source of this 1830-nucleotide messenger RNA. The record is from the annotation of a GenBank genome assembly. NCBI's taxonomy places the organism in Eukaryota, Metazoa, Nematoda, Chromadorea, Rhabditida, Strongylidae.
CGUUUUUCAAACAUGAAGGAGCAAAUUAUUUAUCUGGUUCAAUGGAGUAAGAGAUGGAAGGUUACGGUAUUGAGUUCUGUAGAGACAGUGCGGACUUCUAACGGGAAAUGAAAAGUUCUGCUAGGAUUCUUUUAUCAGUGCUAAUGUGCUUUUAUUUUUCGAUUACGACUUCAAAAUUAGUUGUUUCCAGUUGUUUCACCCUAGCAAUCUGCGGAUUCAUGGCUACUCCAAUGCUGCUGCUUUGAUACUUUUCGCAUUGCAUGACGCUCUUUUUUCGUGUUUCAGAUAGAAAUUCACUCGAAAAUAGUUCUCCGCCACUACAGCGAUGUUUCUGAAUAUACCGUUGCUUGGGGAUAUCGUCAAAGGCAAAGGAAGAGGAGCUCGUAGUAAGCAACCGCUUGAAGAUCAUGUUGAUCGCAUGCAUUACUAUGUAACAGUGUACAUACUCUGCAUUUUCGCUCUUCUUGUUGGCUCCAAACAACACUUUGGCAGUCCUAUCGAUUGCUUCAUUUCGGCUGAAGUUGAUAAAGUGCGAAGCUGGCAAGCGUACAUCCUUGAUUAUUGCUUUAUGCAAGGAACUUUCCGUUAUGAAAUUGGUCAUAAUGCAACCAGCCGUUCUGGUUACUCGAUGACACCCGGUUUGAACGGAAGAGAUCCUCAUGAUACAAAAUAUAUUGGCGUGAAGUACUAUCAGUGGGUACCAUUUUUCUUUGCAUUCCAACUCCUUUGCUUCAUGUUGCCAGAUUUCUUCUGGGUCUACAUCCAGUCUUAUCUAUACAUUGACAUGGCUAUGAUUGUAACGGAAAGUGCAGAACUGCAGGGUGAGAAACGUGCAAGCAACCGUGCAUCAAAACUGAGCAACAUCUCGGAUUAUAUUUUCAGUUAUUUUUAUUACAGAAAGAUUGCAAGGCGUGGUUUGAUCUCCUCAGUUUUUCGUUCACCCGCAAUAGCGACGGUUUUCUAUGGUUGCACAAAGUUUCUCUACCUUUUGAACGCUAUUAUCCAACUCUACCUCACGACUUACUUUCUUGGAUUUCCUGAUAUGCAUUGGGGCGUAAGAAUGAUGAUUGCUUUUUUGUCGAAAAAGUCUUUUCCUCGAAUGGUAGGUGGUGUACGCAUACCCAAUCACGGUGGAUUAUCGCAUUUCCCUUAUUUCCCACUCGAAGUUGGCUGCAAUUAUACAAAGAUAAGUAACAACAACAACAUUCAUAUUAGCUCUAUUCAAUGCAUGAUUCCUCUCAAUUACAUAAAUGAGAAACUGUUCUUGUUUCUAUGGUUUUGGAUCGUGAUCCUGAUUAUGAUCACCAUAGUCAACAUCGUGUUGUUCUUCGGAUCUAUCAUGAAUAAAGGACAGAGAGAAGACGCUAUUCUUUCACUCCUCAGGGAAAAAGAGGAUGAGCUCCUCAUGAACGACAAAUUCAACCUUGCGCAGAAAUUCGUCCAUGGGUUCAUGGGAGUCGACGGUGUGCUUCUGACGCGUUUUAUAAAGACUAAAGCUGGUUCCAUGGCUUGUCGCGACGUUGUUCAACGCGUCUGGCAGAAAUAUGCAAGAGAACGCGGUGCUGCAAAGACGGCUGACAGUGACGACGAAUGGAGUGUUCCUUACAGCGAGACGUGCUAUUCGGGGCUCCCUUUGGUCAAAUACCAUGACAGUUCGCGCAAGAACUCUCGCCGCGUGUGAAAUCAUGCGAUGUCGGCAAGAGAUUACUUAUGUACAAGAUGAGAGGAAUGUAUAUAAAAGUUUGUAUAAUAUUUAUGUUCUUCACUAUCAAAGAUUUUGCCUAUAUCACUUAUGAGUUGUUUUGUUUAGUUUGACGUUUCUUUAUACAU